Solanum verrucosum is the source of this 1392-nucleotide messenger RNA. RefSeq lists its product as uncharacterized. Lineage: Eukaryota; Viridiplantae; Streptophyta; Magnoliopsida; Solanales; Solanaceae. The record is from RefSeq and is a predicted model, not a curated record. The transcript has a single exon. The coding region runs from base 1 to 1392 and encodes 463 amino acids.
AUGAGUCAAUUACCAAACUUCAAGUACCACCCAAUGUGCAAGAAACUGAAACUUACACACCUUAUAUUUGCUGAUGAUCUGAUGAUUUUUUGCAAAGGAAAUGUGGACUCAGUGAAUAGAGUGAUGGAAGCAUUAGCUCACUUCAAUGCUGCUACUGGUUUGGAGGCCAAUUUGGAGAAAUCUAAUGUGUACCUAGCUAGGGUAGAUGAGAGGGUCAAAAUGCAAAUCCUAGCCAGAACUGGAUUCUCAGAGGGUGUGUUUCCAAUUAAAUACCUAGGACUCCCUUUGUCACCUAAGAAAUGGAAGAAGAUUGAGUGUUGGUCCCUGAUAGACAAGAUUACUCACAGAAUAAAAGUAACAUACUCUAAACAACUUUCAUAUGCAGGGAGAUUGCAAGUGAUUAAUGCAGUACUAUUCUCAAUUCAUAGUUUUUGGGGAGCAGUAUUCAUCCUUCCUCAGAGUAUUCUCAAGAAAGUGGAUCAGAUAUGCAGAGAUUUCCUAUGGGGAAGCAGUGCUGAUAAGAAGAAGGUAGCAUUGGUUGCAUGGGAUAAAGUGUGUCUUCCAAAAAGACAAGGUGGUUUGAAUAUUAAAGGUUGUAGUAAUUGGAAUAAGGCAUCUGUGGGACAAUUAUUGUGGCAAAUUAUAGUUAACAAAGAGUCAUUGUGGGUUAAAUGGGUUCACGACAUAUAUAUGAAGAAUGACACUUCAAUAUGGACUCAUAAAACUCCUAUUGACUGUAGCUGGUAUUGGAGGAAAAUUAAUGCACUCAAAGAGCACAUGCAGGGCUGGUACAAUCACAGAAGAUAUAUGCUGACUCAAACUGGUAAGUAUUCUAUUACCAAGAGCUAUCAAGCACUCAUGGGUACUAAGCCUAGAUGGAAUAUUGCUGAACUAGUCUGGACAUCAAUGGCUAUACCAAAGCAUAGAUUCAUGACAUGGUUAGCAGUUCAAGGAAGAUUACUCACACAGGAAAGAAAGUUGAGACUGCAGAUUCAGGUGGAGGAUAUUGCAUGUUGUUUAUGUGAGGAAAAAGUAAUGGAGACUAAUGUUCAUCUCUUUGAAGAUUGCAAAUGGACAUCAACUGUGUGGCAAGCUAUGCACCAAUGGAUAGAAGUACCAGUGCAUAAUAUUGGUAUUGUACAGGUCCUGGAAAACAUAAAAGGGAAUCGUUGGAAGCAAUUCAAAAAAGAGAUCAUGGCAGCUAUCUGCGGAGCAAUCAUAUACCACACUUGGCGUGCUAGGAAUUGGAGGAGAUUUAGAGACAUACGUGUACAUACGGAAGAGGCAGUAACACAGAUAAAGAAGGAAAUCAGUGAAAGAUUACACUUACUUAGUAGUUCUAAGAGAGCAAAUAAAUGUAGACACUUUAUUCAGCAUUUGUUAUGUAACUAG